Molecule: messenger RNA, 648 nt
Organism: Nelumbo nucifera (sacred lotus)
Lineage: Eukaryota; Viridiplantae; Streptophyta; Magnoliopsida; Proteales; Nelumbonaceae
Source: RefSeq, a predicted model, not a curated record
AUGUCAGAUAGGUCUGCAUUUGCAGUUACGAGAGGGAGAGGUCGUGGUGGUAGAGGAGGUCAGCAUGGUCGUGGUAGUGGUGGUGGACCCAUGUAUGGUCGUGGUGGUGGUGGAAUGUAUAAUAGUGGUGGUGGUCGUGGCCCACCUUCAACCUGGGCGAAUCAUGCAGCUGUAAAUGGUGGUAGCUCAAGGCAAGAAUCUCAAGUCACUGAUCAAAUCCCCACUACAUCUAUAGAUACUUCCAGAAAAGAGUUGUCUGUUCCUUUCGUCUCCUGGUCGGGUACUUCUUCUCCACUGUUGCCAUCACCCCCUCUUCCAGUUCCUAUUGAGGAUCUCGUUCCUCUUGUUCUGGUCGUGACCCAGUCUUUGCCUCCAGUGCAGCUACCUGAGAGAGGACCACCUAUCCGACAAGUGUAUACACAUCGUCAGGCAUCGGCUCCUCCUCUAUCUUCGUCACCAUUGACAGAUCCGGUAGUUGAUCCCACCCCAGCCCCAACUCCAAGUUCUGACAUUGAUCUUCCUAUUGCUUUGCGGAAAGGAUGUCCAGGAAGCCCUCAAUUCUCCAAGGUGGUGCCAAGCAAUGGAAGAAAAACUCUCGGCCCUGACUCGUACUCAUACGUGGGACCUUACUACUCUUCCUCCUGGUAA